Molecule: messenger RNA, 4289 nt
Organism: Apis cerana (Asiatic honeybee)
Lineage: Eukaryota; Metazoa; Arthropoda; Insecta; Hymenoptera; Apidae
Product: aminopeptidase N
Biological process (GO): proteolysis; peptide catabolic process
Cellular component (GO): membrane; cytoplasm
Molecular function (GO): metalloaminopeptidase activity; peptide binding; zinc ion binding
Source: RefSeq, a predicted model, not a curated record
AAACGAGUUAAUAAAGACUUAUCAGUAUCCAGUUAAUUUAAACUACACGGAAUAUUCAAUUCUUCGAUAAUCUAUAAAUUAAAUUGUAUUCGCUGUAUAUACAAAAAUUUUCGGAUAAAAAUUCGGAAUUUUUUCAACGAAAAAAUUUAUAAUUUGAAUCGUGUAAUUUCUUUUAAAAAUAAAAUAUUAAAUAAAUAAAACUGUUUAAAAUCGUUUAUAAGAUAAGAAAAUAAGAGGUCAAUGAAACGACAUCGAUCAUAUCAUUUUACCGUAUUAUUUAAGAAAUUUAUGAAAUUUAUGAAUAUUGAAUUUGUACAUAUAUUUAUAUUUACAAUUUAUAUUCAAUAUCACCUUAUACCAUUUUAAAACGGUAUUCUUAUAACUAUAAAUUUAUAUUAAUAUUAAAAUAUUGUACCAGAUUAAAGUAUUUUCAAAAUUGAUUUAAAGAUGAAACAUUCGUAUAUGAGCUCCAUAUUUUUAUUUAUUAUUAUUAUAUGCUUGAUAAAUAUUGAUAAAAUUUGAUAUUACAUAAAAAUUUGUCCAUUCGUCAAAUUAAAAUUGGAUAUCUUGUAAAUAUUAUUACACAGAGUAAUUUAGAGAGUAGAGUAAUUUUUGUCGACGAGAAAUCUCUUUCAGAACACAAAAUCAAUAAAAUUUGAAUACUUCUAGUUUCGCAUACAAUUUUGCCUGAAAAAUUUUUUUUUAGAUAGAUCGAUAAAUGAAGCAUUAAAUUUUAAACGUUUCGUGAUUAAAAAUUUUACUCUAUCUGGCACCAUUACGGAAUUAUAUUUAAAAAAUCGAAACGAUUUCACUUCCUUAAAAGUUAUUCGUUAAAAAAAAAAAGAAUAGUUCAUUUAAAAAAAUGAAAAAAAUAUUGGAACACCAUCAAUAAACCAUUCAUAAUAACACAUUAUCGAUAAAACGGAUGGAUCAAGGUGCGAUGGAUCAAUCAUUUCGAAAAAAGAAUUUAUACGGAUACAAUAAGUUUAUAUGUAUAUACGUAUACAUAUAUCGGUCACUAUCCGACGAUAUAAUAACUUGGAUCGUGACAACGCGCCGAUUGAUAAAGAAAUAUCGAUAAGAAAAGUUAGGCAGAUUUUUGAUAAUGGUUUCUCAACGUGCCUUACCUUAUAAAGCACGAAUCACCUCUACAGGUAAAUCAUUCAUAAAGCAAUCGUCGACGCGUAAUUAAUUUAUUUCCGGGGAUUUUGCAUGGUGUAAAGUCGGCUUGCUGAUCCAUUUAUCAUCAAGGAUGGCCAAAGCAUUGUUGCUUCUCUGCUUGACGAUCUGUCAAGCGAAUUUUCUAUUCGCGGUCAACCCUCGAGAGGAAAAACAGUACAUGUACAGGCUUCCAACCGACGUCAUACCAUCGUCGUACGCGUUAAGUUUGGAACCGAAUUUGGAUAAAUUCACGUUCACUGGCAAUGUGAAGAUCGCGAUCGAGGUUAAAAGUAAAGAAGUUAAUAACAUAACACUGAAUCAAAAGAAUCUCAAUAUCAAGAGCGUAAGCCUGAAAAGUUUGAAUGAAACAACGGAUAUAAAAGUUAAAAUAUACGACCUGGUAGAACAGGAAGAACUUUUAAUUGUAAAACCCGAGAAAGAUGAACUUAUUAAAAAGGGGAACUAUACACUUACGAUAGAUUAUUCUGGCGAAUUGAACGAUCAGAAGAGAGGAUUUUACAGGAGUAGAUACAUCGACAAGAACAACACUAUAAAAUACGUUGCCGCAACUCACUUCGAGCCGACAGGCGCUCGAUUAGCGUUCCCUUGUUGGGACGAGCCUGAUUUCAAGGCGACUUUCGACAUCUCUAUAACCCACUCGAAAUUGUACAACGCGAUCUCGAAUACGAAAAAUAAAAAUAAAAUGACUGAAAAUGAAAAGAUCGUGUCCAAGUUCGAGACAACGCCGAAGAUGUCCACUUACUUGGUGGCAUUCGUGGUCUCUGAUUACGAGUCGAGUGAGAGAAGCGAGAACGGUAUCGAGUUCAAAGUUUGGACGAAACCGCACGCCGUGAACCAGACGAAAUACGCUUUGAACGUGAGCGUGCAUCUGUUGAAAGAAUUGGACAAAUAUAUGAAAAUCCCGUAUGGUAAUGAGAUUAAAAAAAUGGACCAAGUGUCGCUGAAAGAUUUCUCGGCAGGCGCAAUGGAAAAUUGGGGUCUCGUUACUUACAGGGAGAGCUCUCUGCUCGUCGAGGACAAUGUCACGUCAGAGCGUUCGAUUCAAGGCGUAACCACGACCAUAGCCCACGAAUUCACCCAUCAAUGGUUCGGAAAUCUCGUCAGCCCGAAAUGGUGGAAGUACAUUUGGUUGAACGAAGGAUUCGCGGAUUAUUUCCAAUAUUUCAUCACCCAUAAGGUUCUGCCCGACUGGAGAUUAGACGAGGUAUUCGUUGUGGACAAUACGCAGGGGGUCGCUUUUGUUGCGGAUGCGGGUACAAACGCACGACCCAUGAACCAGGACGCGACCACGCCCGCGGAAAUCAGCAAAUUGUUCGACAAUAUCGCGUAUCAGAAGUCUGGAGCGGUUAUUCGAAUGAUGUCGCACAUUUUGACGCUUGAAAAUUUCCAAAAUGGCUUGGUGGAAUACCUGAAGGAGAUGAACCACAAAAAUGCCGAUUCGUCGGAUCUUUUCAAAUAUCUUAACAAAUACGGGAAGGAGUUGCCGAAGAAUGUAAUGUUCGAACAAGUUAUGGACGAGUGGGUGAACAAGCCAGGAUAUCCGGUGGUGAACGUUAUAAGGAAAGAGAAGACGUACGAGAUAUCUCAAAAACGAUUUUUAUUGUACGGGAAUAAAAAUAGCACCACGAAAUGGUGGGUGCCACUCACUUAUUUCCGUUUGUCCAAUAUUAAUGAAAUAACAUUGCCAGAGUUGUGGUUGAGCCCGAAAGAUGAAUUCGUGAAUGUCGAUGUUAAAGAAGGGGAUGGAAUUAUUUUCAACACGUUACAGACAGGUUAUUAUCGCGUUAAUUACGACGAGGAGAACUGGAAAUUGUUAAACGAUUACUUGAACUCGAACAAUUAUACCGAGUUGAGCCCCAUAACGCGAGCUCAAUUGAUCGACGAUGCUUUAAAUUUGGCACGCGUUAAUCAACUUCUUUACGACGUGGCGUUAAAUCUCACGUUGUACCUUCACAAAGAAGUGGAUUACAUGCCUUGGCAAACGACAUUUAGAAAUUUGAACUUCUUAAAUGUCAUGAUGCGAACUUCCGACCAUUAUCAAAUGUUCAACAGUUACGUUACCUGGAUAAUGAGAUCCCUGGUGGAAAAAGUGGGUUACAAACCUAAGUCGAACGACGAUCAUCUUACGAAGAUGCUUAGACCGACCAUGAUGUAUUGGGGCUGCAGAGCUGGGGUUGAAAAUUGCGUGGAUUACGUGAAUAAUGAAUUUAAUGAAUGGUUGGAUUCUAAGAAAAAACUCGACGCCAAUUUGAAGAACAACAUUCUCUGCGCCGCUCUGAGAAAUUCAAACGCGGAGGUAUGGAACCGUACUUCGAACGUUGUGAAAAAUAUAUGGGACGAAGAUGAAAGGAAUAAUUUGUCACCGAUCCUGGCCUGUUCAAGCUCGUCCGAAAUUUUGAAGAAUUAUCUGUUGCAAACCCUCGAGAAAAAUUCCUCCUUAUCUUUCUCGACCGUGUAUCGAAACAUCAUAAACGAACAUCCGAGCGGUGUCGAUAUCGUUUUGAACGUGCUCAACGACAAAUACGAGACACUAAACAAAACUGAACAUAACCUCAAAUCGUAUUUCGAUACAAUCGCGGCUAGCAUUACGACCGACGAUCAACUUGGAAAGUUAACACAUCUUAUCUUGAAAGAGGGAUUGCAAACGGAUAUUGAUAUAACGUUGAAGGCGAACAGCAACAUAGAUUGGAUCGGGCACAACAAAAAGUCGAUCGAAGAAUGGCUGCAAAAACAAGAUUUUUCAUCCGGCAACAGUUUGGUAGCGUUUGCUUGGAUGAUUGUAUUAUCAAUAUUUGUUAGUCGAUUCUAUUAAGAAUAUGUUGAGAUCAGGUCAUUGCGAACGAAUCGUCAGAACAAAAAUGCGAUCGAGUAUUGAAAUAAAUUUACGAUAAUCUUCUUGUACAGUAUACAUCAAUACAAUCGCGACAUGUUGGACAAUGUUAUUCAGAGUGACAAGAUUCGCAAGAAUUUGAAAAUAUAUUUUGAUAUAACGCGAUUAUUUAAACUAGACAAUUGUAAAUAUGUAGAAAAUAUACGUGGAAAAUGUAUUUUUAUAUUAUAUUGUACGUAACAUAUGAACGCAAUAAAAAGUAGAAUUUUAACGUUAA